This is a messenger RNA of Saccostrea echinata, 918 nucleotides long. RefSeq lists its product as uncharacterized. The record is from RefSeq and is a predicted model, not a curated record. NCBI's taxonomy places the organism in Eukaryota, Metazoa, Mollusca, Bivalvia, Ostreida, Ostreidae. The transcript has 3 exons. Bases 1 to 918 code for a protein of 305 amino acids.
AUGGACGGCUUGUUACUUUGCUUGCUGCUGAGCAUUACGGCCACACUUGCGUUGAAACGCCAGGCAAUAGACAAUUUAGAAGUUCCGUCAUUUGCUGCUGGAAAACUUGUUGCCCAUGUUAUCUUUCAAAAACUAACCGAUGCAUCCGGGCUAGCAGCCAGUCAGACAUUCAAGGAUGUCCUUUACACCCACAACGAUGGAGCAGGAGGUCCAUACAUAUAUGCAAUAAACGCGACAUCUGCGGCUCUGAUCUCCACAUUGAAGAUUGCUAAUGCCACCAACCAUGAUUGGGAGGACAUUGCUGUUGGUCCGUGUGGAGAAUCUAGCUGUAUUUACAUCGCUGAUUCUGGUUCUAGACAUUCAAAAUCAGCCAACAAGAUCUACAGGGUACUGGAACCAGACGUUAUAAGUAUGGAUCAAGUGCUACCUGUUGAUUCCACGGCUCGAUACACAUGGUCAGAGGACGAAUCAGAAACCCUAAUGGUGGAUCCAAACGGUGAAGUGUACCUCAUCGGUGUAAUACACAGUGGACGUGGAAUGGUCUCCAAUCUUCCAAGCAGCGCCUGGGGAAGCCCUAACCCAGUCAACAUUGAGUCCAUCCAGUUCCUUCCUCUUCAUACCCACCACCACGACCCAGUCUCAGGCGAUAUUUCUAUGGACGGUAGCGAACUUCUUAUCAAAUCAAAAUCCAAAAUCUUUUACUGGAAGAUUGAUGGUGGUGACGUCAUGAAGUCCCUAACUAAACAUCCUAUUGAAGUUCCCUACCAUGAUGAGGUAGAUGGUGAAGCUAUUUGCUGGAGUGCUGACGGUCAGAACUACUACACACUACCUGAAGGGCUCAAUCCGGCACUUUACAUAUAUUCCCGUAUCAAUACUGGGAACCAAGGUUUAGUUGGAAAUCUUGUGGGGAAAAGAUAG